Messenger RNA from Electrophorus electricus (electric eel), 509 nucleotides. RefSeq names its product FH1/FH2 domain-containing protein 1. Lineage: Eukaryota; Metazoa; Chordata; Actinopteri; Gymnotiformes; Gymnotidae. Gene Ontology annotation, biological process: cortical actin cytoskeleton organization. Gene Ontology annotation, molecular function: actin filament binding. Gene Ontology annotation, cellular component: cytoplasm; cytoskeleton. The record is from RefSeq and is a predicted model, not a curated record.
UCAUGAAAGAGUGUGAUGAGAGGCUGAAGAUGCUCCGAGCCAUCCAUCGAAGAGUCAUCAAUAGGUUCCACUCAUUUCUGUUGUACCUGGGCUACUCACGCUCUGUAGUGAGGGAAACAGAUGCAGGUAUGUUCUGCAAGACUGUUAGUGACUUUGCUCUGGAGUACAGGGCCAUCCGCCACACCAUCCUCCAGCAGAGAGGGAGGGAGCAAGAGCGUGAAAAAGAACGAGAGAUGAAAAUGGAGAGAAGUCGAGACGUUUCCACUCCCAGUGGCAAAGACCAGACUCUACAAAACCCAUGUCAGGACAGUGAGGAGCAGUCCAAGCUGGAGAAAGUGUUGCAGACUCCUGUGUCAUCCUUUCAUUUUGACAUUAGUCCCCCCCGCCGCCGCAGCAAGACACUAAACACCAGAGGUUCUCUUCAGUGAAGACUGAAGUUUUAAAAGACGCUCACACAGUCAUCAGUCUACUUCUCAUAAUCUAGACUAACACAAGUGUAUUUUCUAGCA